Messenger RNA from Pleuronectes platessa (European plaice), 1361 nucleotides. Its product is annotated as protein FAM102B. The transcript is spliced from 11 exons. The coding region runs from base 169 to 1326 and encodes 385 amino acids. NCBI's taxonomy places the organism in Eukaryota, Metazoa, Chordata, Actinopteri, Pleuronectiformes, Pleuronectidae. The record is from RefSeq and is a predicted model, not a curated record.
UGUCCCCAGCGUCUUCGCCAUCCUCCCACCACACAACACAACACACCACACCAUCACAACACAACACAACACAACAACCACCGUGUCCGUGCUGUCUCCACACCAUGGGGCUGUGAUGCCAGCGACGGGCGGCGCCGGCGCAUCUUCUCCACAGUACUGAGCCUGUGUAUGGAUCUAAUGAUGAUGAAGAAGAAGAAAUUCAAGUUCAAGGUGGACUUCGAGCUGGACGAGCUGUCGUCGGUUCCCUUCGUCAACGGGGUCCUCUUCUGUAAAGUGCGGCUGCUGGACGGCGGCUUCUCCGAGGAGUCCUCCCGGGAGCCGGUGCAGGCCAACUGCGUUCGAUGGAGGAGGCGAUUCUCUUUCCCCUGUAAGAUGAGCGCCAACGCUGGGACAGGUGUACUGGACCCCUGUGUGUGUCGAGUAUCUGUCAGAAAGGAGCUGAAGGGUGGGAAGGCGUAUGCAAAGCUUGGUUUUGCAGAUCUGAAUUUAGCAGAGUUUGCGGGCUCAGGGAACACAACCCGCAGAUGUCUGCUGGAAGGCUACGAUACCAAAAAUACACGUCAGGAUAACUCCAUUCUCAAGGUUGUAAUCAGUACACAGCUCAUGUCAGGAGAUCCCUGUUUUAAAACGCCUCCCUCCACAGCCACUGUGAUAGGGAUCCAGGGUGACGGAGAGAGCCUGCUGGAGGAGAGGAGGGGAGGAGACUCACAGAAAGGCUCUUCUGAGAGCCGUGAAGGGAAGUGUCCGAUUGUGUCUGAUGACCUGGGGGGCUUCGGACACUCCCGCACCUCCAGCUACGCCAGCCAACAGUCCAAACUCUCAGGCUACAGUACAGGUCACUCCCGCUCCUCCAGCAUGUCAGAGUUCAGCCACCGGAGAAACCAUUCAGUGGGCAGCGCCUCAACGGGCAUUGGCAGCAUCCCAGAACCCAGCGAGGACCGGGACAGAGAUUCCAGACCCUGUCCCGCGCUGCCCGAACACCCGGACCCUACCACUAACACCACAACUACCACUGGUACCAGUAACCCACCAGGCACACCGGUACACAGCGCCUCAUCCUGUGAACGACUCAACAGACAUCCAGUGAAACAAGACUCCAUGGAGUCUCAGCUGAAGAGGAUGGACGACACGCGGGUGGAUGCGGACGAUGUGGUGGAAAAAAUUCUUCAGAGUCAAGACUUCACACCGAGCCUACUGGACUCAAGUGCUGAAGAGGAAGGUCUGCGUCUGUUUGUUGGGCCUGGAGGAAGCACGGCCCUCGGGAGCCAUCACCUUCCCACCAGGGUUGGUGCCGGAGCAUACGAGCAGGUGGUGAUAAAGCGUUAGACCUGCAGCCUCACAGCCUCACUGACAGACUCACA